ACAUUGUUGUCAGGUUUUUCUAAUGUGUCUCAACGAUUCAGAAUGCUAAAGAAGAGAGAAUGGCUUUGUAACCCUCUUGUUUAUUUUUGUGCGAAUCCAGUUUUCUAUCUUAUUUUCUGUGAUAGUAGAAUCAGGCCUGGUGGUCGAAGGUAUGUCAUCUCUGGCAAUGCAGAUUUCCAGUCGGCGAUGUUUGAUUGGAUACGACACAACAGAGACCUGUUUCUGGUCAACUACACAGAGAUCGGCACUUGUCAUCACAUGGCGGUCGAGUUAGAGUCGGAACACUGCCAGUUUGCAACCAGUGCUGAGAAUGUUUAUGUAAAUAUCACAAGAAUCCUGGGGAUGGCUCAACGAAUGUGUGACUCUGGUCAUUAUGCCUCCAACACCAUCAGGAUGGAAGGAGGCCGGCUGGAGAGGGAGUGGAAGAGCUUAGCUGCUGCCCUGGAGGACAGGAGCACGGUGCUACAUAUGUCUGUGGUGUUUCACAAGCGAGCAGAACAGUAUCUAGCUCAAGUGAUCGUGUGGCAGAACACUUGUGAGAACCUGAAAAUCCCCUCGGCAAUAGAAGAUCUGGAGGAAGCCCUUCAGCGGCAUCAGAAUCUCAUUGAAACAAUCAGCCAGACUUAUGCAGAGGUUUGUGGUGAUGGGAAAGCUUUAUUAGACACAUUACAAACUCCGGUGGCCUCUAGCAGUGCAAAUUCUAUUACUGCUAAGGCAGACUACUCUGAGGCAGCAGGACAUGUUUUAGAUGUUGUUCAUGAGGUGCUAGCUCACCAGAGACACCUGGAACAAAUCUGGCACGGCAAGAAGGUGAAGCUACACCAGCGUUUAGGACUGAGGUUGUUCCAACAAGAUGUCAAGCAGGUAAUUGAUUGGCUGAACAACCACGGCGAUGUUUUCCUCAAGAAAAAUACCUCAAUUGGCAAGUCGUUACAACGAGCAAAGGCAUUGCAGAAAAGCCAUGAACAUUUUGAGUCAGUGGCCAGGAACACAAUCACAAAUGCAGAGAAGUUACUGGCAGCUGCUGAUGAACUGGCUCAGACUGGCGAGUGUGAUGCUACCGAGAUUUAUAGCGAAGCUCACGAACUGGAGCAGCGCAUGCAUGGAUUCUUGACCUCGCUAGAGCGACGCCGGGCGGUGCUGGACAUGACAGUUGUCUUCUACUCCCAUGUUCAUGAGUUAACAAACUGGUUGGAAGAUUUGCACACAGAACUUCAGAGUACAGAACUGUCCGACAAUGUGGAGGGAGCGGAGCAGCUGCUAGCUCAGUUCACCCAGCAGAGGGAGACCACUGUGGAAGCUGCCAUCAACACUGUCGGGGAGGGCGAGUCCUUAUUGGAACAGCUCAGGAUUAUAUCCAUGGAGACGGACAAGACAGGCCACAGCGCCGACUACAAACAUAUAGAAGGUGUUCUCAACCAGUUGAACGAGAGUCGGAGUCAGUUAGAGGAUUUGUGGGCAGCCAGGAAAAUGAAGCUGGACAUAUGUUUGCAGUUACAGGUGUUCGAGAGAGAUGCUAUGGAGGUGUCCUCCCAGUUAGAACUUCUCUCCGAAGAGCUACAGCACGUGGAGAUGAUCACCGAUGGCAGUAAGGCUGAGCAGCUUCUCCAGAUGCACAACGAGAGUGUCCGGCAUGUACAAAACUGCACCUAUGAGCUUAUACAGAGGGGCCAGGAGCUAGCUCAGAUGAUGGCUGAUAGUGAUCGCGAAGCAACGAACCGGAUCAGUGUGUUGUUGGAAUACCUCAACGAAAGGCAAAUUGACCUGGAAGGGCUGGCGGAGCAGAAGAGGAUCAGACUGCAGCAGUGUGUUCAUUUACGUAACUUUGAGAUAGAAGCCAGGCAGGUGAUUUUAUGGGUUCGUAAUGGAGAAUCCAUGCUGACAGACAGUUUCAUGUGUCCAAACUCUCUCGUGGAGGCUGAGCAGCUGAAGAAGGAACAUGAUCAGUUCAUGAUUGCCAUAGAGAAAACGCACUUCUCUGUGGUGACCGUGACCCAGCGAGCUGAGGUCAUGCUCCAUCAACAACACUACAAUGCAGAGUUGGUGCGAGCCAUUGCCGAGAACGUCACCUUGGCCUGGCAGCAGCUGAUGUAUCAUGCAGAGGAACGGCAGAAGCUGGUCAUGGCUUCCACCAACUGGUAUAAAACUGCUGAACAGGUGUGGUCUGUGCUGGAGUCUUUAGACAGGGAUUAUAAACGGGACGAGGACUGGUGCAACAGUGAGAAGGCUGGUACCACCAGCACCCAGGCCAAGGCAACAUAUCUGGUCCAGCUAGUCAACAAGCACAACGAACAGAAAGAGGCUUUCCUCAGGGCAUGCACCCUGGCCAGGAGAACCGCUGAAACAUUCCUUAAAUAUGUCACCAGGAAUUUACAUUUCCUCGGUGUGCAAAUGAAAUUUGGUAGCCCGGAGCAGCGGGUAAAAGCCACUUUGACCAAGCUGCUGCAUCAGGAGAACCUAGUGCUGGAAUACUGGACCUCCAAGAAGAGGAAGCUUGAGCAGUGCCACCAGUUUAUCCUGUUUGAGCAGAGUGCCAAGCAGGCCCUUGAGUGGAUCCACGACUACGGCGAGGCCUACCUGGCAUCUCACACAAACCUGGGCUCGGACAAGUGUGAGACUGAAGCCCUCUUGAAAGAGCACUAUGAAUUCAGGAAUAGGGCUAAAGAGACCAGGGAGAAUGUCAAGCUGCUGCUGCAUCUGGCAGACGAUUUUGUCACCAAGGGAAACAUCCAUGCCACCAGCAUCAUGGAGUGGUGCUCCAUGGUGGACAAGCGUUACAAGCUCUUUUCAUCCCGCAUGGAGAAGUACCGGGCUCAGCUGCAGGCAAAGCUGGGCCUAACUACUCAUGAGCAAAAUGAGAAGGAUGAGCAGAGACAGAGUGAUUCAUCAAUUGAAGAGAAACUGGAACAAACGGGAGCUGUGAAGGAAAUCACAGAAGAAAAGAGGAAGUCUGCAAGGAGAAGAGAGUUUAUCAUGGCAGAGCUGCUGCAGACAGAGAGAACCUAUGUGAAAGAUUUAGAGAUUUGUAUCAAUAGCUACAUGAAACCUAUGUCAGAUCCCAGCAUUAACGUACCCCCAGGUAUCGUUGGCAAGGAGCACGUAGUCUUUAGCAACAUGGAUGAGAUCUAUGAAUUCCACAAAGAUGUCUUCCUCAAAGAACUGGAGAAAUAUGAAACCAUCCCUGAAGACGUAGGACACUGUUUUGUUACCUGGGCAGAGAAAUUCUCCAUCUAUGUGACUUACUGCAAGAACAAACCAGACUCCAAUGCCCUGUUGGUAGAACAAGCUGGAUGCUUCUUUGAGGAGAUGCAGCACAAGAGUAAACUGAAUGAGCCUAUUGCCUCCUACCUGAUCAAGCCGGUUCAGAGGGUGACCAAGUAUCAACUACUGCUCAAGGAUUUGCUCACCUGUUGUGAAGAACAUACAGGUGAGAUCAAGGAAGCCCUGGAGGUGAUGAUGAAUGUCCCGAAGAAAGCUAAUGAUGCCAUGCAUUUGAGUAUGUUAGAGGGACUUGAGGACAGUCUGCAAGCUUACGGUGAGGUCCUUCUGCAGGACAACUUCACCGUCUGGGAUCCUAAACAGAUCAUUAAGAAAGGUCGUGACCGCCAUUUGUUUUUGUUUGACGUCUGCCUGGUUUUCUCCAAGGAGGUGAAGGACAGUAACGGGAAAUCCAAAUAUAUAUACAAGUUCAAACUUAUGAUCUCAGAAAUCAAUGUGACAGAACACAUAGAAGGAGACGAGACAAAGUUUGCCCUGUGGACUGGUAGAGCGCCUAUAUCAGAUUACAGAAUCAUCCUUAAGGCCUCAUCACUAGACACCAAGCAGCAGUGGGUGAAGAAGAUGAGGGAGCUGAUCCAGGAGAGGGUCAUGUAUCUCAACGAUGCCCUGAAGGACAAGCAGGCCACCAUGUUUAAGACUCCACCAAAGUUGUUCAACCCCAGCCGUGCCAGCAGGGAGAUUGAUGGAGAUGGGGUAGAGAGCUUGGCUGCUUUUGAAAGGAGGGGAUCCCUCAUGUCUGUCACCUCCAGCACCACCACAGGCACCAACGACAGCAGCAGCAGCAGCA
Molecule: messenger RNA, 4066 nt
Organism: Candidula unifasciata
Lineage: Eukaryota; Metazoa; Mollusca; Gastropoda; Stylommatophora; Geomitridae
Source: the annotation of a GenBank genome assembly